Molecule: messenger RNA, 2063 nt
Organism: Strongylocentrotus purpuratus (purple sea urchin)
Lineage: Eukaryota; Metazoa; Echinodermata; Echinoidea; Camarodonta; Strongylocentrotidae
Gene: nsa2
Product: ribosome biogenesis protein NSA2 homolog
Exons: 9
Coding region: 129-911 (260 amino acids)
Biological process (GO): maturation of LSU-rRNA; maturation of 5.8S rRNA
Cellular component (GO): nucleolus; preribosome, large subunit precursor
Source: RefSeq, a predicted model, not a curated record
AGCGUCACCUGAAAAGUUCGUUGACCUGUACCUUCCUUUCACUCACGUUGCAUGUGUUGUGCAAUGUGUCGAUACACCACCUCCACAUUUUAACAUUUUAGUUGCUCCAUCAACACAACUUCAUCAAAAUGCCUCAGAACGAGCAUAUUGAACUGCACAGGAAGCGCUAUGGACAGCGUCUUGAUCAUGAAGAGAGAAAGAGGAAGAAGGAGGCUCGUGAGCCCCAUGAAAGGGCACACAAAGCUCGCAUGCUGACAGGAAUCAAAGCUAAGCUGUACAACAAGAAGCGACAUAAUGAGAAAAUACAGAUGAAGAAAACCAUCAAGAUGCACGAGGAGAAGAAGACGAAGAAACGCAACAAGGAAGAGGUUCCAGAGGGCGCUGUGCCCGCCUACCUCCUGGACCGAGAGGGUCAGACGAGGGCCAAGGUCCUGUCCAACAUGAUCAAGCAGAAGAGGAAGGAGAAGGCGGGCAAGUGGGAUGUGCCCCUACCCAAGGUCAGAGGUCAAGGAGAGAACGAGGUCUUCAAGGUCAUCAGGACAGGCAAGAGGAAAACUAAAGCCUGGAAGAGGAUGGUCACCAAAGUAACCUAUGUUGGAGAAGGUUUCACAAGAAAACCACCGAAAUAUGAGAGAUUCAUCAGACCAAUGGCCCUUCGCUUCAAGAAGGCCCAUGUCACUCACCCCGAACUGAAGGCUACAUUCUGUCUACCUCUGAUUGGAGUCAAGAAGAAUCCCAGCUCACCCAUGUACACAUCGCUAGGAGUCAUCACAAAAGGAACCAUCAUCGAAGUCAAUGUCAGUGAACUUGGAAUGGUGACACAAGGAGGAAAAGUUGUCUGGGGUAAAUAUGCGCAAGUCACAAAUAACCCUGAAAACGAUGGCUGCAUCAACGCUGUCCUACUGGUCUGAGUGAAACAUCGGACCAAAUAACAAUAGACUGAUAUCAAAUAUCUUAUCUGGAUCUGAUCGACAAGAUCUCCUCACUCGUCAUCAGAUCAAAGUCCAGCUUUUCUGCCCCCGUAUCCAGUAUGCUGUCCAGGCCUUCUGAUGAGGAAAACCUUGUGCGUUCAACCAGUUUGGCAGGAGCAUCACGACCUGGAGGAUGUUCUGUGUGUGAGUGAAAUACGCUUGGAAGUGAUCUUGGAGCUGGUGGAAUGUGGAUCAGGAAAGCAGAGAUCAGUAGACGAAUCUGAGGCCUGGAAAACAUAUUUUUUGUUAUUAAAGGGUACCUACAUAGGCUAUCAAGGAGCAAGCGCAGAUGAUCUAUACUUGCAUCAUACAGGCAGACUUACAUGUAUAAGAUAGGCAGGGCUUGACACUAACAGGCGCCUAGGAGACAUGGGUGCCCAAGAUCUAUGUCCUGACCCCUCAGAUUUUGAAGUUUUUAUGUAGAGAUUGUACAUACAGACUGUAAAACAGUCAAUCUCGGCCCCCUUUAAACAAAAAGUUAGUGUGGAGCCUUGCUUUCAGUCAGUCUCAAGUGAUUGCUUUGGGUGUUUCUCCUGUGCAGUUCAGGUUUACAGAGCAACAAGAUUCCAUAAUCCCCCACAAAUCUUUUCUUUCUUUAAAAAAAUAAUUCAUGGAAGUCCUGUCUUUCUCUUUUAUGAGAUAUUUGUGCCUCAUUAAUAAUACAUAAAGUACAUACAUGUAUGUACUUCAAACUUAACCCUCUCAUCUAAGAGUUCAGAUUUUCUGACAGCAUGAAGUUCCGAUAAUGCAAGAUUUUUUUUCUCCAGAGAUUUGAGGAUGUCCUUACUGUAUCCACUUUUAGGCUUAAGCAUCUGUCAGGUCGAGUCAGAAGUGAUCAGAUCAGUUGCAUACUUGCAUUAAGAAAGUAAAUGAUUGAUAUACUCGUGUCCGAUUUGUUAGUGGAUAAUUGCAGAGGACCAAGUCACUGAAAUAGCCCCAGAAAAGGAACUGUUAACUUUGACCCCCCCCCCCCCAUUUUAUUCAUUUAGUAGAAGACAGAAUUUAUAUAUUUCUUCAUAGUGGAGACUGGAGAGGUUGUGACACACUGUACCUAUGUAAUGACACAUGCAACAAUAAAAUUAUUAAUAUACA